AUGUAAACGCCUCCGCCACCCAGAUGAAAUUAAUAGGAAAAACUACAAAAAAACGUUUUCCCGAUAACUAUUUGCCUGUCAUACACAGCGGAUACUAUUCUACAAUCCAUUUUAUACCGUGAUCAUAUUGUGUUAAUCAAACUUGGUCAUAAUGUCUGCUGUAACUGAUGACACCGAUGAGAACACUAAAGAAGAAAAACCACCAACUGCACCUGAAUUCAAGGCCCCUACCUUUAGACUUCCUGUCAAGAAAAAGAUCAAAUCAAGUACAGAGGCAGACAAGGCAUUCAAUCCCCAGCCACCUGCUCCUGUCCCAGAAAAUGAUGACAAAUCAAAAAUAGAUGCUGAACAAUCUGAGACAAACAGUUCAGACAGUACAUCAGAAACAAAUAAAGCCCCAUCAGCUCCUAAGGUGGACAAUAAGCCAGCCCUUCCUCCUGCUGAAAGGCAGCAUCAAUCCAACCAUGCUGCUGUGCCAUAUACAGAGCCCAUCUGGGGCUCAGCAUGUAAGGAAAAGUUUUCAUUCGAAGUGAUCAAGAAUGGGGCUGUGAUUGACAAUGUUGACCUCACCACCCAGAACUUUCAUGUGGUUGGACGUUUACCCAGCUGUGACAUUCCCAUGGAACAUCCGUCGUUAUCAAGGCACCAUGCAGUUAUCCAGUACAGUGGUGGGUCCGCAGAUUUUGCCCAGGGGUGGUACCUGUAUGACCUUGACAGCACCCACGGAACCUGGAUCAACAAAAACAAAGUCCCGCCCUCAACAUUCCACAGGCUACAUGUGGACUAUGUAUUGAAGUUUGGAGGUAGCACCAGGUUGUUUAUUCUGCAAGGCCCUGACAGUGACAGACAAGAAGAAUCAGAAUUAUCUGUGAAGGAAAUGAAGGAGCAGAGAGAUAAACAGCAGAAGGAAGCAGAGGUUCUUCGCCAGGCAGAAAUAGAUGAGUCAGAAAGAAAGGCUGAGCUUAAUAGGCAGAGAGAGGAGCAAAAGGGUUGUUCUUGGGGAAUCGAUGAGAACGAUCCUGAAGAGGAAGAGGAAGAAGAAAGUGCUGUGAACCCUUUUGCUGAACUUGAGGCUGAAAAUGAGUAUCUGUACAUUAAUGAUCCCAAGAAAGCAUUGAAUCAUUACUUUGAGAGAGAAGGCCUGGAGUUGCCAGAAUAUGAGUUUCAUGAAGCGGGGUAUGGUAAAUGGAAGUGUACUGUUGAGUUGCCAAUUGAUGGUCCGAAUGGCGAGCCCGUGAUUGCAGAAGUAGUGGUAUCAGGUAAGAAGAAAGAAGGGGUGAUUGCUUGUGCACUUGAGGCAUGUAGGACUCUUGAUAGACAUGGUGAGCUCAGGAAGUCUGCGCAGGAAAGCCGUAAACGAAAGGGUAAGAACUGGGAAGAUGAUGACUUUUAUGAUAGUGAUGAAGAUACUUUUCUGGACAGGACUGGUGCUAUUGAGAAAAAGAGGGAGUUGAGAAAAAAGAAGGUUGGAAAAAGUGAGCAGCAGACAACAGAAACUUAUGAUUCCCUGUUAGAGAAGCAUACCAGUGUGGCUGAAGAAAUUCAGAGUAUAGAAGCUAAGCUGGAACAAGCCAAGGCCCAGGCAGCAGCUAUGGACAGUGACGAUGUGGAUGCUCUAGAUGCUUACAUGUCUGCAAUUAAAUCAGGGAUGAUGGACACAAAGACUAAGAUGAAACUGAAGACUCAGCUGAUGGAGUUGAAACAACAGGAACAGAGAUUAAGAAAAUUGGUAAACCUAGCGAAACCAGCAACAUUGCCGGAAGUGUCUGUUAUGAAACCGGAUUUAAAGAAAAGUGUGUUGACUGCUCAAGUGGGGAAAAUGAAGGGACCGAGUGCUGGAAAGGUGGUGAGAAAACCUGUUACAAGUAUAGCUAAGAAAGAACAAAUGUUGAAAGAAAGUGAAGAUGAAAGUGAAGAGGAAGAGGAGGAAUCAAUGGACAUUGAAACAUCUGCAGUGGAGAAAACUAAUCAAGUUAAAGAAACAAAUAAAAGUGCUCCAAAGAAUGCAUCAGUGAAAACACCAGAGGCCCCAAAGUUGAUUGAAACUAUCAAUGUUAAUAUAAAAGAAAAAAUCCCUUCAGUCGCUAGUGCUUCAAAGAAAAAAGGACCAUCCAUGCCUCUCUCAGCUGUGCUUGAAAAACUACAAGAAGAAGCUGAUAGAGCUGAGAACUCUACUGGUAAAAGAAAAUCAGACUCUAAUAGGAACUUGGAAGGUGGAAAAAAGUUGAAAGGGGAUAAUGACUAUUCAACUGAAGAUCCAGAUUAUGCUGUGUGGCUCCCCCCUGAAAACCAGUCAGGAGAUGGCAAAACUCAUCUUAAUGAAAAACUGGGAUAUUGAAUUGCUUGAUUCAUUGAAUUGUUGUUUAUCAUUUAAUUAGAAUAUGGCUGAAACGUUACUCUAUAAUAUAAAGAUUUUCUCAAAUGAUUAAAACUUUAAAAUAUUAAAAGCUGGAUACAUGUA
This is a messenger RNA of Mya arenaria, 2461 nucleotides long. RefSeq names its product kanadaptin-like. Gene Ontology annotation, molecular function: mRNA binding; protein binding. The transcript has 4 exons. Lineage: Eukaryota; Metazoa; Mollusca; Bivalvia; Myida; Myidae. The coding region runs from base 152 to 2338 and encodes 728 amino acids. The record is from RefSeq and is a predicted model, not a curated record.